GUGACUCUAUACAAGUAUAGAUCCCAAGAGCUGGCAUUGACGGGUUUUGGACCAUUUUUAAAAAUUGCAUCUCCCUUAACUUCCAGUGUCCCAGACGUUCACAGCUUUUGUCUAUCCCGCCAUCGCACUCUUACUGACCCAUCGCAAGGCAAAGUCCAACCUCUUUGUUUCCCGAAAUGGCGCAUACUUCCCACGCUGAUCCAAUCGCCAUCAAUCACACGCUUCCUGGCGCAUCUCCAGAUCGCGUCGCCUGCCCGCGUCAAGCCCAUCCUCCUUGCUCCAAACCACCAUGUCCGAAUCCAAGUUCAACAAGGCCGUCGAGAUCAUCGGCUCGCUCCCCAAGGAGGGCCCCAUCAAGCCCACCCAGGACGACCAGCUCUACUUCUACAAGUACUUCAAGCAGGCUAAGGUCGGAGACAACACGACGACGCGCCCGGGCAUGCUUGACUUCACUGGCAAGGCCAAGUGGGACGCGUGGACCGAGGUCAAGGGCACGUCGAAAGAGGACGCUCAGGACAAGUACGUCAAGAAGCUCAUCGAGAUCCUCGAGCGCGCCGGCGACGAGCAGUCGAAGAAGUACAUCGCGGAGCUCGAGGCGGCUUGAUCGCUUGCAUCGUCAAACAACUGAACGCUGUAACAAGAAGUUCAGCAAUGAAUGUACAAUGUGUAAAUGUUCCGCGGCCUGCUGAGAAGAAUUGUUCUCUUGGUGAGGAUUCCCUUGGUUGCGCCCCAGCGACGUGGCCGUGUUCUACCUGUGAGUGUGUAGAUUCACUUUCUGAGACUAGGCAGCAGGAGACAGAAGAGGUGCUAACCUCGACCUACCACUUAAAUCCAACUUCUUGCUUCCCUUUUGAUUUGAAUCCCUUGCUUGGCCUCC
Messenger RNA from Schizophyllum commune H4-8, 877 nucleotides. Its product is annotated as acyl-CoA-binding protein. Lineage: Eukaryota; Fungi; Basidiomycota; Agaricomycetes; Agaricales; Schizophyllaceae. Gene Ontology annotation, molecular function: fatty-acyl-CoA binding. The transcript has 6 exons. Gene Ontology annotation, biological process: fatty acid metabolic process. Bases 290 to 604 code for a protein of 104 amino acids. The record is from RefSeq and is a predicted model, not a curated record.